Molecule: messenger RNA, 341 nt
Organism: Brassicogethes aeneus
Lineage: Eukaryota; Metazoa; Arthropoda; Insecta; Coleoptera; Nitidulidae
Source: the annotation of a GenBank genome assembly
UGUCUAUGUAACAGUGGAAAUGUCGGCUACAUUGAUUGGACGUGUUUUGCAAAAGGGCUCUCGGGAAGCCUUAAAAGGCGCGAGAGCUUACAGCAAACCAACAGAAGCGAUUCUGCGCAAGAAUACUGCGUACCAAGAGGAUAAUGGCGUCCCAGUUUACCUGAAAUCGGGGUUUGGAGAUAAAGCACUCUUCAUUGUAACUGCUACUUUGAUAGGCAUGGGAGUGAUUCAAAGUUACUACACGUUGAUAUCCAUGGCAAUGGGAAAGAAAAAAUGAGAGUUAUUGGUGUGAAUAUGUUUGUAGUAUAUUUGAAUAAAUAAAUAAACAAGCUAUGGUAUAA